This is a messenger RNA of Scatophagus argus, 2088 nucleotides long. RefSeq names its product stathmin-like 4, like (gene stmn4l). NCBI's taxonomy places the organism in Eukaryota, Metazoa, Chordata, Actinopteri, Scatophagidae. Bases 172 to 678 code for a protein of 168 amino acids. Gene Ontology annotation, molecular function: tubulin binding. Gene Ontology annotation, biological process: neuron projection development; microtubule depolymerization; regulation of microtubule polymerization or depolymerization. The transcript is spliced from 7 exons. The record is from RefSeq and is a predicted model, not a curated record. Gene Ontology annotation, cellular component: cytoplasm; neuron projection.
UAUCACUGCUGGCCAAUCAGAUCACUGCUGGGUGAUGUCAUACAGCAGACUGCCGUUUGGUGCUGAUGCUGCUGAGCUGCAGAUCUUCAGUCUGAACAGAGACCGAGCAUCACUGCAGGGAACAGAGUCUACCUCACCACAGUGUCUUUGACAGGAAACAGCAGCAGCAGGAUGACUCUAGCAGCAUACAGAGAAAAGAUGCGAGAGCUCCCCCUGGUGUCUCUGUUUUGCUCCUGCAUCCUCCCUGAACCCAGAGACGCCACAGCUGACAAGAAGGAAGGUGUGGUGGAUUUGAACCUGUGCAACAUCCGCGACAUGGAAGUGAUCGAACUGAGCAAGCGGGCGAGCGGCCAGGCCUUCGAGGUCAUCCUGAAGCCGCCCACCUUUGACGGCGGCCCUGAGCUGAGGGCAACCACGCCACCUCGCCAGAAACCCUCGCUGGAAGAGAUCCAGAAGAAACUGGACGCCGCUCAAGAGAGGAGGAAGUGUCAGGAGGCGGAGCUGCUAAAGCACCUCGCUGAGAGGAGGGAGCACGAACGUGAAGUCGCUCAGAAAGCUUUGACCAAAGAGCGCCAGGAGCACCGAGCUGACGCCGACAAGGAACAGCGGCAGAUGCACCUGAACGCCUCGCAGGAGAGGCUGCAGGAGGAGGACAUGCACAGUGUGGAGGUGUCUUGAUGGCCUGAUCACAACACAAGCUGAAUUUUACUUGGAAGCCAUUUUGGAGGGCGAUGAGCUGAGGAUUGAUGUGCCAGCAACCUGGCAAUGCUCCAACUGGGAGGCUGACAGGAAGAGACUCUGAAAAGAGAGAGAGAAGAAGAGAGAUGAUGAGGAGGACUGAGGUUGAGUCUGACUCCCCUCUACAACCAGGCCUCUUCUUAACAAGAUAAACUCUUUACAACGGGAAACUGAAGGACGCUGCAGAUUCAGUCAUCAUUAGGGGAUUUACUGUGCUUUGUUGCCAUGCCAACAGUGCCAAUGUGUUUGUGUGUGUUUGAGUGUGUAGGCUUCAAGGACUCAACGUCGUCGCACAAAGUUAUUCCCAAUUCAACCAAACCGCAAACGGAACCCAAACAUAAACCCAAAGGAAAUGUUGCAACUAAGAAGAAGAACCCGCACAGCAACACUCGACCCAACUUCUUCUACGUGCCCAGAUGUACAGCUGAUCAGAGUGAAACAGCCCCACCUGCUGGACAGUUUACAUCAUUAAAUUUACUGUAAAACAGUACGACAAACAGCAAAGGUUUGAUCAGUUAUACAUGGCUUUUUAGGGAUAUCUGGUAGCAGCUGUAAGAAAGUUCAACAGUCUGGACUGUUUAAGCUGAGUCCAAGAGCUGUUACAGGUCGAGACCAAGUCAAGACCAGUACCAGGAAGGGCAGAAAGCGGGUAUAGUUGAGAUUAGACAGUCAGAACAGCCACAAUACUGAGAAAAAGUCAGGUUGAAAACACCCACCGGACCAAAGCAAGUCGCCGUUACCACGUUCAUGAGAUCGAGACAAGUCUGAGUGAAAAAUAAAGACGACACGAAGACAAGUGUCAGUUAAAACACCAGGACAGUUUCAAACACUCUCGUGUCAAAACAUCCAUGAGCCUGAGACAAGUCAGAGUUUAAACAUUCACUGAGCAGAGAUGAGUUGACGCGAGAUCAGGAGUGAUACGCGAUGAGAAAGAGAAAGAUUAAACUACGGCUCUGCUUUAUCACAGCCCCCUCAGAAAUGAGACCAGUCCAAAUAGAAAUCAGCAUGUUAGCAUUCAUGCGGCCAUUGAAGCUACGCGUCUGCCUUUGCUUCCUGUGUGAACUGGAUGAGAAGACGAGCGGUCGACAGCAAACGGCUAACGUCAGCCGUAUCACAGGAUGCCUUCCUGUCCAACGCCCUGCUGAUGUGGAGGAACGAAUCUCACUGAAAAGUGACUGAUGAUCGAUUGUCUACAUUUUUUACUGCAAGUGUGUUUGUAUGUGUCAGUCUGUUUCCCUGGCAACGUCAUUGUAAAGCAGUCAGGCUGAGAUGAUGAUGAUGAUGAUGAUGAUGUUGAUGUACAGAAAUCACAUUAUAUUUUAAAUUCAAGAAUAAAAUCAGGACACCUUU